GGGCUUCUAGCAUUGACAUCAACAGCACUGGAAUGGCAUUGGAUUCCUACAAAGAGAGCCAGCUCCUCUUCAUCACUCUUUUUGUCUCUCUACAUGAUUUCACUAGGUCAAGGUGCAUAUAACCCUUCCUUACAAGCCUUUGGAGCAGAUCAACUUGAAAAUGAAGAGGAACUGCCUUGCUGCAAGAGUUACCAGAAUUCUGACAAGAAGUCUUUGUUCUUCCACUGGUGGUAUUUUGGUAUAUGUAGUGGCUGCCUUCUAGGGAUCUCGUUCACGUCAUAUAUCCAAGACACAAUAGGAUAG
Ilex paraguariensis (yerba mate) is the source of this 303-nucleotide messenger RNA. NCBI's taxonomy places the organism in Eukaryota, Viridiplantae, Streptophyta, Magnoliopsida, Aquifoliales, Aquifoliaceae. The record is from the annotation of a GenBank genome assembly.